AUGGCCACCUUGAAACCACCCCCAGCACAACAUCGCUCUUCCUCAUCCUCACGUACACCAACCGGUCCACCAAAAGCUCCUCUAAAAGCAGACCCUUCCUCCACAAUCGCCGACACAGCCGUGUUCCAGGGAACAUACCCGGUAACCAUCGGCGCGAACACAAUAAUCCAUCCACGCGCCCGGUUCUACGCGUACGAAGGACCCAUAAUUGUUGGCGAUGGCUGCAUAAUCAGCGAAAAAGCCGUUAUAGGCGCUGCACCAAACACACCAGCCUCAUCACGAGGCUCAUCACGGGCUCCAUCACCGCGACCAGAUCGUGAAACAAGGACACCAGAGACACGGAGUGAAGAUUCAGAAUUCAAAAGCGGGACGACAGAAACAGAGACUACAACACGACUCUCUUAUUUCGUUAUUAUUGGUCCACAGUCUACCGUGCUACCUGGUGCACAUAUCCACUCCUCCGCGAAUAUCGAAUCCCUCGCUACAAUAAACCGAUACGCGGAUAUCGGGUCCCAUGUGAAGAUCUGUUCCGGCUGUACAGUUCCAGAACGAAGUUCUGUACCAGAGUGGACUGUUGUUUGGGGUUCUGGAAUCGGGCAAAGGAGAAGAAGAGUGCGUGAGGCGAAGUCUCCUGGUGCGGCUGUUUUAGUUGCCGCGCAUAUGACUCAGAGUCCUGUGCCAGAGGCAGCACCUGAGGGAAAAGUCAUUGAGGAUGCGAGAUUAAUGGUUCUUCAGAAGGAGAGGGAGGUAUUGGCACGAAUGAUUGUACCUGUUGGCGCAGGCAAGAAGAAAUGA
This is a messenger RNA of Penicillium malachiteum, 795 nucleotides long. Its product is annotated as transferase hexapeptide domain protein. Gene Ontology annotation, biological process: mitotic spindle organization. Gene Ontology annotation, cellular component: dynactin complex. Bases 1 to 795 code for a protein of 264 amino acids. Gene Ontology annotation, molecular function: dynein complex binding. The transcript has a single exon. NCBI's taxonomy places the organism in Eukaryota, Fungi, Ascomycota, Eurotiomycetes, Eurotiales, Aspergillaceae. The record is from RefSeq and is a predicted model, not a curated record.